GCACUUCCUAUUCCUCAUUCCAGUUUCGUCAGUUUUCCUGAGGCAUGUAUCCAAUCUUAUAUAAGCUACCAAGUCCGAACUUUAUGAAGGCAAACGAUUUUUCCUUGAAUUGUUAUCUCCCUAUUAGUGGUGUGUAGGGCUUCUUUAAGCUAUUUCCCAACCCCAACUCAUCAAAUCCUAGGAAAGCCAUGGGAUCAGCAGCUCAGAGCGUUUGUGUCACAGGAGCAUCUGGUUUUAUCGGAUCAUGGCUCGUCAUGAGGCUCCUGGAGAACGGCUAUGCGGUUAGAGCCACCGUGCGUGACCCUGAUAAUGUAAAGAAGGUGAAGCAUUUGCUUGAGCUGCCUAAAGCCGACUCCCACUUGACUUUGUGGAAGGCUGAUUUAUCUGAAGAGGGAAGCUUCGAUGCAGCAAUCCAAGGCUGCACUGGAGUGUUCCAUGUUGCCACUCCAAUGGAUUUUGAGUCCAAGGACCCCGAGAAUGAAGUGAUAAAGCCAACAAUAAAUGGAGUAUUGGACAUCAUGAAAGCAUGUGUCAAAGCAAAGACGGUCAGGAAGUUGGUAUUCACAUCGUCAGCUGGAACUGUCAAUGUUGAAGAACACCAGAAGCCUGUUUAUGAUGAAAGUAACUGGAGCGAUUUGGAAUUUGUCUACGCCGAGAAAAUGACUGGAUGGAUGUAUUUUGUCUCCAAGACUUUGGCUGAGCAAGCUGCUUGGAAGUUUGCUAAGGAGAACAACUUGGAUUUCAUCACUAUAAUCCCUACUCUUGUGAUUGGUCCAUUUCUUAUGCCAUCAAUGCCACCUAGCCUGAUAACUGGCCUUUCACCCAUCACCGGGAAUGAAGCUCAUUACACGAUUAUUAGGCAAGGCCAGUUUGUCCACUUGGAUGAUCUCUGCAUGGCUCACAUAUUCUUGUUCGAAAAUCCUAAAGCAGAGGGCCGCUACAUUUGCUCCUCCCAUGAAGCUACUAUUGCUGAACUUGCCAAAAUGCUAAGAGAAAAAUACCCAGAGUACAAUAUUCCUACAAAGUUCAAAGAUGCGGAUGAAAACUUGGCAAACGUAGUCUUCAGUUCCAAGAAGUUACUGGACUUGGGUUUCCAGUUUAAAUACAGUUUGGAGGACAUGUUUACAGGAGCCGUCGAGACAUGCCGGGAAAAGGGAUUGAUUCCUGCUCCUAUUAAGAAGGAUGCUGUCGAUGCCAAGGGUUGUACAACCCCUGUUCCUGUUGAAACGGCAGUCAAUGGCACAAGUUAGAAGAACAACAUCAAUUAUCUAACCAUGGAUGUCAUCAUGCUUAUGGCUUUCGUUUUGAUUGAUGAAAAUAAAAGAUUUUCCUCAAGAAUUGUGGAGUUUGUUCUUGCUCAUGUAUUGCAACUGGGGAAGGGGAGGGGGGGCCAAAUUAUGUAAAAUCUACCUCAUGAUUAUGAGUUUUGGAAGUGGUUGUACUUUCGGUAAUAUUGCUUAUGUUAUUUAUUCCA
Theobroma umbraticum is the source of this 1474-nucleotide messenger RNA. Its product is annotated as dihydroflavonol 4-reductase-like. The record is from RefSeq and is a predicted model, not a curated record. Lineage: Eukaryota; Viridiplantae; Streptophyta; Magnoliopsida; Malvales; Malvaceae. Gene Ontology annotation, molecular function: dihydroflavanol 4-reductase activity. Gene Ontology annotation, biological process: anthocyanin-containing compound biosynthetic process.